Cheilinus undulatus (humphead wrasse) is the source of this 1598-nucleotide messenger RNA. It is a transcript of the gene ntd5, whose product is annotated as ntl-dependent gene 5. Gene Ontology annotation, cellular component: extracellular region. The record is from RefSeq and is a predicted model, not a curated record. Gene Ontology annotation, molecular function: peptidase inhibitor activity. Lineage: Eukaryota; Metazoa; Chordata; Actinopteri; Labriformes; Labridae. Bases 11 to 1078 code for a protein of 355 amino acids. The transcript is spliced from 8 exons.
GGUUGGAAGGAUGGACUGUGCACUGCUGCUGCUGCUGACCCUGUGGGCUCUGGUUGGAUCGGUGUCUCUGCAGACUCCACGUGUCACCACAGGGUCAUGUGCACCAAGAAACCUGGUGGAUGAGAAGAGGAAGUCGUGCCCUCGGCCCUGCAAGAGCGACAGGGACUGUGGUAACAAGCGUCAGUGCCUGUGUGACGGCCAGUGUGGGCUCAGCUGUGUGGUUCCAGGCCGGACUUGUCCCUGGCCUCUGCCCCCCAGUGACAACUCAGAAGCUCGCCUCCUUCAUCCCACCAGCUCCUUCGAUGCCCUCCUUGAAGUGCGAUGCAAGCUGGGAUUCACACUGCCCAACGGCCUGGAUGUCACUAUCAGGCGUUGUCAAGGUGACCGGCAGUGGAGCGGGGAUGUACCCAUCUGCACAGACAUACUCCCACCUACUGCUUCCCAAACCUGCUCGCUGCCAGAGGAAGUCACCAACACCUUCAGCAUCCUGGGAAACGCCACAGUCGGAACAUCCAUCCACUACAGCUGCCUGUCUGGGGCUGAUAUAGUGGGGAGCAGUGAAAAUUUCUGCCAGGAUAACAAAACCUGGCAGUAUCCUCACCCCAUCUGUAAGGAGGUGUACUGUCAGCCUCCUAGAGAGGUGGAGCAGGGCUAUGUGGUGGCCGUCCAGAAGACAGAGUAUGAAGUGGGUUUUGACAUCCACUACCUCUGUAAGAGAAACUUCCUGCUGGAUGGACCUCAGAAGGUCACCUGUCUGUCCAAUGGUAGUUGGAGUGCAGCACCCCCACACUGCAGAGCUCGCUGUCCGAUCCCAGCUGAGCGGAGCCGUGUUGUGAUUGGUGGAGAGAAGCGUUGGCCGUUUGAUGUUACAGACGCUGUGGUUCCUCAUGGGGAAAGUGUGACGUUCUUCUGCAAACAUCCUCACAAGCAGUGCAGCCUCACUGCAACCCAGACCUGCUACGAUGGAGAGCUGCAUCCACCGGCCUGCUACCUUGAGCCCACAUGGCUGCAGUACAAACUCUUUCCCCACCGGCUGGUUUCAGAGAUUGAUGCGUGUGAGCCUGGUGAUGUGGAGUGAUGACCUGCACAUCUGACCUCAACCUAGCCAACACUCAUGACACUGUGUCAAAAUAAGAGCACCCCCACUUGACUCAUACCCAUCAUUUUUGGCAGUCCUUCACUCUACAGCUUCCCUUCUAUCUAUACUAUGAUUAUGGUCUGUUAAACACUGAAAUAUUAUUCACAGCUCUUGUGGAUCAGAAGGCUAAGCUGUAUAUACUGUACUGUGGGUUUUUAUGAUCUCUGUCUAUCCUUCCUGCAUGCUAUCACUCUGCAGGCGUAAUUAUAAUCUUCACAAGUAUUACUUAGAUCUCCCAAAGCUUGAGCCAAUGCAAUCCAUAGCCCUCCAUUAUGAUGUAUAUAUAAUGCAUUACUACAACAGUUAUGCCUGUGAUGACACUUAGGCCUACAUGUAGCCUUACUCAUAACGACUCUGUGAUAUUUCACUGUGUGAUCUCUCUUUCCUCCGUUAAACGUGACGCAUCAAGUCUCAGGCUUGCAAGUGUUAAUGAUUUGAAAUAAACUUGUGUCAAAACGGU